AUGCGUUUGGUAGCAAUACUGAAGUGCAGUGAGAGUUUUCUGCGACGUGUGCGGAUACCUUUUGAAUACGAUGUCAGCAUAGACAGGAUACAAGAUUUCAUUGGUGAAGGAAGACGUCGUCGGGUAUUUUUACCACUAAACCCUUUAUUCACCUUAAAAAAGAUGCGUCACGUUGCUGCUUUACUGUUGUGUGUACUCGGUGGAAACUCCACUCCCUCUGUAGCUGACAUUGAGAAGGUCAUCAAGUCUUUUGGCGGUGAGUUCGACCAGGAACAAGCCGAGAAGCUUGUCAAGGAGCUUGAGGGCAAGAACGUUGAAGAGGUGAUCAAGGCUGGCAAGGCCAAGCUCGCCACUGUGUCGGUGGGCGCUGCGCCUGCUGCAGGUACUGCCACUUCUGGUGCCGCUCCUGCCAAGGUGGAGGAGAAGGUCGUUGAAGAGGAGGAAGAGGUCGAAAUGUCAGGUGGUAUGGACAUGUUCGGUGGAGACGAAGACUACUAG
This is a messenger RNA of Peronospora belbahrii, 498 nucleotides long. The record is from the annotation of a GenBank genome assembly. Lineage: Eukaryota; Oomycota; Peronosporomycetes; Peronosporales; Peronosporaceae.